AUAUCCUGUGAAUAUCAGAGAAUCAGGUAUAUAAGCACUGAACUUGCUCCACUGCGAGUUUAAAUUGACUAGAUGUCAUACUUUAAAACUGCAGCCAAGCUGUCUGAUACGCCCAAAGAAGAGAUGGACGGCGGUGUUGACUGUACUAAAACAGCAUGCAGUGAACUGGAUGAAAUUCGCGCGCAGAUAGCGGAUUUGGAUAAAUGGAGAGAGAUAUUUAACUCCCGCGGGUUGGAAUUACAAGAUUGCAUUGUUAAAAGACCUGUUGAGAAACUUAAAGCUGAUGAGGACAGUGACGACUCUACCAGACCUACAACCUCGGGCAAGUUAGCAGGGCCCUAUUCUAUACCUCAAACCCUCACAGUUUGUCCAAGUAUGGGUGGGCAACCUCUGUCACCAGAGCUUGCAGUGAGUUUAAGAAAAGUCUUGUUUGGUAACACCUUCCAUACUUUUAACUAUGAGUGGAAGAAAUCAUUCUUCAAGUUUCGGGAGCCUUUCUCGGACAUGUCAUAUGCGCUGGAGACUGAGAGGGGGGGAGCCCGUGCUAUUCAGAUGGUGGUUCAGGCACAUGUAAUAAAAUACCUGCUGUUUGGCCGGCCAUUGAACUCAGACAGCAAAAUGCAAAGUUUGAAGGAAGUAGGGGAGGUGGAACAGAGGAAGGCACUGGCGGCUGCUCUGACUGACAUCUUGUGGACAGCUGGUGAGGAGCAGACAGCAACGGUCUGCUUGGUCACAUCAGAGCGCUGUUUUACACCCCAUCUGGACUUUAAGUUGGAUAGUUUCACAGAAAGGCUACAACUUUUCACCUUUAAUAAACAAGAAGAUGUUGGAGCAUUCAUAUCCGAUCACAUCCAGUGUUUUAAGGAAGAAGGAAGUCACGGAGUCAUACUGUUUCUGUACAGCCUCAUCUUCUCCAGGUCUAUUGACAGGAUACGAGCCGACUUCGAUGUCACCACCUCUCAUCUUUUGCAUUUAAGUUUGGGAAACUUUGUGUGUCGACAGGCUCUUUUAAACCUGCUGUUGACCGGGCGUGCCAGCCCUAAUGUCUUUAAUGGGACAUUACACAAUGAUGAGCAUGGCAAACCUCUCGAUCACCCAGUCCAUGGCGUUUUGACCCGCGGUGAUGUUGGAUAUCUACACUGGAGCAGAGAAGAAGUUAACUAUGCAAAGCUGCCUCAGGUUGGCAGCAUGUUGAAAACACCAAAGUUGCCUAUCUGGGUGUGCAGCAUUAAUGGCACAUACAGCGUUCUGUUCAGCCCAAAACAAUCGCUGCUGUCUGAUUGGAGAAUGGAGCACCUGUUCCAUCUCUACUUCUACAAUGGUCAGCUGACUCAGAGCCAGAAUGCAAUGCUCACCAUAGACACACACUCCCAUCACUGGCAAGCUGAAAAUAAUGACAUUCAGGGAGAUCCAGAGAAAAAGUUUCCAUCUCUAGAGAUGACCGUAAGGACCAAAUGGGAGGGAGCUGUUAUCGACUGGAACGGGACUGUGCCUUUUUUCUGAAGUC
Molecule: messenger RNA, 1507 nt
Organism: Paramisgurnus dabryanus
Lineage: Eukaryota; Metazoa; Chordata; Actinopteri; Cypriniformes; Cobitidae
Gene: mindy4b
Product: MINDY family member 4B
Biological process (GO): protein K48-linked deubiquitination
Molecular function (GO): K48-linked deubiquitinase activity; cysteine-type deubiquitinase activity
Source: RefSeq, a predicted model, not a curated record